CAACAGAAAUAGAAAUCUCAUUUUCCUAAAACUCCAUAAAUGGAUGGGAGGGGAGGGUGCUGUAUUGCUAGGUACGCAGGAGGUGCGUACGAUAUGUCAAAAGUGGAUAGGAUAAUGCUUAAAUUCAGACCUAUCGCACCUAAACCAGCAGUAGCCGGUAGUUCUGUUUCCGGCACUACUACUCCACCACAAAAGACUGAGGUUCCGGUUCGUACUGGACGGUGGAAGAGAAGGUAUGUUAAGGAGAAUAAUAAAAAUAGUAAUAAUAGCAAGAGAUCUAAUAGCGGGAGUAGUCCUAGUGGUAGGAAAAGGAAAGCUCCGUCGCCUGAAGAAAAUGAAUCCAGUGGGAAAACGGUGUCUGGUGGAGAAACGGUAGUAACUCUUCCGUUGUUAUCGGAGAGCCCUGAAAGGAAGGAUCGUUCGGUUGACGUAGUGAAAAAAAAUGCUCCGAUCUGGUUGAGUUUUGGUGGUAACCAAGAGAAUAAUAAUGGUCAGUUGCAGGGGUGCGGAGGAGUGAUGUUUCCUCAGCCAGUACAAGUAGUGGGGUCAUGGGUAAAGGUGGAAAGCGUGACAGACGCGUGGGUGGAAGGGUAUGGGCUAGGACGUACGGAUGAGGAAAAACUGAUAAAUCUGGAGCGGGACAGCUGUCCAGGUUUUAUAUCAGACGGUUUAAACAGAGUAAGGUGGGCCAACAAGGCGUAUAAGGCGAUGGUGGGUGAAGGGGCAGGGGAAGUGGUGGUUUGGCUGGUGAUGAAAGAUGAUGUACGGCUGCCGGAUAACAAAUCCACGGCGGCGUUCACUUGCCGGGUUCGGGUUGUCAGAUGCGGGAAGGAGAAGAACUCAUUGAUUCUUCCGUGUGAUGUGUGGAGAAUGGACGGCGGAGGAUUUGCAUGGAGGUUGGAUACAGAAGCAGCUCUUUCCUUGGGGCGGUACGUAAUUAAAGUAAUAUCAACUCCACCUGAAGGGUAA
Messenger RNA from Solanum verrucosum, 969 nucleotides. RefSeq lists its product as uncharacterized. The record is from RefSeq and is a predicted model, not a curated record. The transcript has a single exon. NCBI's taxonomy places the organism in Eukaryota, Viridiplantae, Streptophyta, Magnoliopsida, Solanales, Solanaceae. The coding region runs from base 40 to 969 and encodes 309 amino acids.